Molecule: messenger RNA, 2060 nt
Organism: Anopheles maculipalpis
Lineage: Eukaryota; Metazoa; Arthropoda; Insecta; Diptera; Culicidae
Product: phenoloxidase 8-like
Exons: 6
Coding region: 1-2055 (684 amino acids)
Molecular function (GO): oxidoreductase activity
Source: RefSeq, a predicted model, not a curated record
AUGACGGAUAUUAAUACUCGCUUUCGUGGACUGCUACAAAGACCGUACGAACCUACGUUUGUGCCGAAAAAUAAUGGUCAACUGUACUAUGAUGUACCCGACAGUUAUCUGACCGAUCACUACCGUCCGUUCGGGGCGGCACUGCAGAAUCGUUUCGGCACGAACGCUCAAACGCGCAUUCCACUGCCAAACAUUACGGCUCCGGAUCUCGCAUACGCCGAUGUAGUGAGCCGUCGGGGUGGUUUUUCCGUGUUUCAGCCAUCACACCAGCGUGUGGCUAGCCAGCUGAUUGAGGAGUUUCUUAACCAACCGAAUCCGGAUGCACUUACCGCAAUUGCCGUGUAUGUGCGUGAUCGUGUAAACGGUCCACUGUUUCAGUACGCUCUCUCGGUGGCACUGAUGCAUCGGACCGAUACGCGGGAUGUGGAGAUUCCGAGCUUUUUGGAACUGUUUCCCGAUCGUUACGUUGAUCCGGCCGUUUUUCCACAGCUGCGUGAGGAAGGCACACUGGUGGAUCAGGGCGAUCGACGUGCGAUCGAGAUACCGAUGAACUUUACCGCCUCGGAUAGGGUGGACGAGCAGCGGUUGGCUUACUGGAGGGAAGAUAUCGGUGUGAAUCUGCAUCACUGGCAUUGGCAUCUGGUGUAUCCGGCCCGUGGACCGGAUCGAAUUGUGCGCAAGGAUCGGCGUGGUGAGCUGUUCUACUACAUGCACCAGCAAACGAUGGCUCGGUACAACAUUGAGCGUUAUGCGAACGGAUUGCCACGGGUCGUUCCGUUUAGGAAUUUGCGGGAGGCUAUACCGGAGGCAUACUAUCCUAAAAUAACGCGUAGCUCUGAUGGACGGUCCUAUCCUGCCCGGCAUCCCAAUGAAUCGUUGAGUGACCUUAAACGAGUGGAAGACGGAGUCAUUGUGUCGAUUGCUGAUAUGGAGCUAUGGACGUCUAGAAUUUUUGAAGCAAUUGAUAAUGGAUACGCUCAAUCGUCCACCGAUCAGCGCGUUCCAUUGGACAAUGAUAAUGGUAUCGAUUUGCUGGGUAACAUGGUUGAGGCGAGCACGCUAUCCGUCAACCUUCAGUACUACGGAGAUCUUCACAACAACGGGCACAACAUUCUAGCUUACAUACACGAUCCAGACAACUCUUUCCUGGAGAGCUUCGGUGUCGUCGGAGACAAUACGACGGCCAUGCGUGAUCCGGUGUUUUAUCGCUGGCAUCAGCACAUCGACGACAUCUUUGUACGGCACAAACAACGCCUGCCGUCCUACACCGGACAAGAGCUAGCGUUCAACGAUGUAGCAGUGGACAAUUUUGAAAUUCAGCUCAACAAAGCAAAUGCACCCAUGAACAUACUGCUCACCUUCUGGCAACGGUCGCAGGUAAACCUUGGCACGGGGUUAGACUUUGGUCCGGAAGGAAAUCUGUUUGCAACGUUCACGCACAUCCAGCACGCACCGUUCAGCUUUCGGAUUCGGGUGAACAACCGCGCUGGUGCAACGAGACGCGGCACGGUGCGAAUAUUUUUUGGUCCGAAAACGAAUGAACUAGGCCAAACACUGCCAUUCCGUGAGCAGCGUCGUUUGAUGGUGGAAUUGGACAAGCUUACGGUCACUCUUAAUGCCGGAGCUAACACGAUUGUGCGACGUUCGGAUCAAUCCAGUGUCACGAUUCCUUACGAGAGAACGUUCAGAAAUGUGGCCGCUUCAUCGCUGACGCGUAAUGAAGCGUUUCAAUUUUGUAACUGUGGCUGGCCGAACCAUAUGCUUCUUCCCAAGGGAUCUCCGGAAGGACUGGAGUACGACUUUUUCGUUAUGGUUUCAGACUACACGCAGGACCGUGUGGAGGAUUUCGAUGAGAAUGUAAACUGCAACGAUGCCCACUCGUUCUGUGGAUUGCGGGACCGACGCUAUCCGGAUGCCCGCAGCAUGGGUUAUCCGUUCGAUCGGUUCACGCCGGGCACGAUUGGAACUUUGCAAGACUUUACGAAGCCGUACGUCAACAUGCUCGUCACUCCCGUGAAGGUACGCUUCACCAAUACGGUCAUUGCGCGUGCUUAAGGAUC